CUCUCCGCGCCGCCCCCGCAGCAUGAUCCGCGGCGCCUGGAUGUACCCCCGCGGGGGAGCCGCCGGCGGGGCGGUGUGCUGCGCGCCGCGCCGCAGCGACAAGCCGGUAGCCGACCCCGAACGGGCGCAGAAAUGGCGCCUCUCGUUGGCCUCGCUCCUCUUCUUCACCGUCCUCCUCUCCGACCAUCUGUGGCUCUGCGCCGGGGCCAAGCUGCGGGCGCGGGAGCGGAGCGGAGGAGGUGCCGGGCGGCCGCGGAGCCGCGGGCCGCGGGCCUUGCUGGCGGCCGAGCCGGCGGGCGGUAGCUGCGAGGCCUUGCUCGGUAACCUCAGCCGGGCGCCAGGUCCCACCGGCCCCUGCCCCGCCGCCCGCGGCGACUUGGACUCGGCCUGCGCCCGGCUUCACGCCCUGCAGAGGCCGCGGGGCUCGCUGGCCGGCGCGCCCCUCCGCUCGCCCCCCGCCGCCGCCCCCUUCUUCGCCUCUCCCUCCUCCAAGAGGACUUUCCUGCAGGCUUAUUUUAGGAACUUCAACCUCUCCUUUUGUGAUACUUACACGAUCUGGGACCUGCUGCGGGAAAUGGCCGGCCCGGACGGUCUGGACUGCAGCGUGGACAACCUGAUGGUGGACUUGAUGGUGGCGGCGGCCGGAGCGCUGGGCGGGGAGGCCUGUAGCAGCUGCGUCCAGGCGUACCAGCGGCUGGACCAACACGCUCAGGAAAAAUAUGAGGAGUUCGACCUCUUGCUGGAGAAGUACUUGCAAUCGGAAGAGUACUCGGUCAGAUCCUGCCUGACGGACUGCAAGGCUGUCUACAAGGCUUGGCUGUGCUCCGAGUAUUUCAACGUGACCCAACAGCAGUGCCGACACCGGAUCCCAUGCAAGCAAUACUGCCUGGAGGUGCAGACCAGGUGCCCGUUUGUGUUACCAGACAAUGAUGAGCUGAUCUAUGGAGGUUUGCCUGGCUUCAUCUGUACAGGGCUGCUGGAGAAUCAGCUGCCAGAGGAGGAGGCCAAGUGCUGCGAGGUGCAAUGGGACUCCUGCGACCACCCCCCGGACAGCAACGACAACACAUCCCCCAAAUCCACAGCCUCAGAGUCACUCCAUUUCCACCGCCACGACCCCCACCUCCAUCACCAGCGGCAGAACCACUACCACCUCUACCACCACCACCACCACCAGUACCACCAGCCCCGCUCCCCGUCCUUGCUGCCGGUCUCUGCAGGGUCUCGCCUCGGCAGCAGCAGGAUCAGACUCUGCGUGCUGGUCCUGAUGCUUCUCCACACCAUGGUGUCCUUCUCGAGCGUGCACGGCGGCGGUGGCGGCGGCGGAGCGGCCGGCGGAGGGCUCAGCCUGGAGGCCCUGCCCGCCCUGGAGGAGAGCGUGGCACGGGAUGAGUGA
This is a messenger RNA of Pogoniulus pusillus (Red-fronted tinkerbird), 1393 nucleotides long. It is a transcript of the gene NALF2, whose product is annotated as NALCN channel auxiliary factor 2. NCBI's taxonomy places the organism in Eukaryota, Metazoa, Chordata, Aves, Piciformes, Lybiidae. Gene Ontology annotation, molecular function: stretch-activated, monoatomic cation-selective, calcium channel activity. Gene Ontology annotation, biological process: calcium ion import across plasma membrane. Gene Ontology annotation, cellular component: plasma membrane. The record is from RefSeq and is a predicted model, not a curated record.